AUGGUAUCAGCUCUUAGUGUGGUAUUUUUAAUUAUUGAUAUACCAGGAACAAUUUUUUAUAUUCUUGUAUUGAUAUUUUUAAUUACACGACUAUUACUUAAAGAUGAUGAUUUUUCACCUAAAUUUUAUUGUUUUUUAAUUGUUAAUGCCAUUAUGGAAUUAUGCUUUAUUAUGGUUGAAUAUUUUAUUGUACGACUGCCACUUUUUAAUAUUUUUAAGAGUCAAUAUAUGAAUUUUAAAUCAUUACCUGGACUUAUUUAUGGUUUAUCAUGUUAUUUACCAUGUGUUAUUGGAAGUGGUCAAUUAAAUUUAACUAUAAAUCGUUUAUUAAUGAUAAAAUUUCCUUUUAUUUAUAAAUAUAUUAUGAGUAUAUGGGGAAUAUUAGCAUUAAUUUUUAUCCAAUUUGCCAUACCAUUUGUUCAAUUAGUCAGAACAUUACAUGUUCCAAUGAUUAUUCGUGUACUUGAUGAUAAUUAUACUAUAACUGUUGAAUUAGAUGAUUUUGAUCUUGUUUAUAGUGUAGUAAGUUUUGGCGUUGUUUAUUUAAUAGUAACAAGUAUAUUAUGCUGUUUAAUUGGUUCAUAUACCUUAUUUUUAUUAUGGAGAAUGAAUAAACAAUCAUUAGAAAGUACAUCAAAAUCAGAACGAUCAUUAUUAGCAUUAGUUGUAUUACAGACACUUACGCAAUUAUUUUUGGCAAUUGUUGGAACUACACAAUUUGUUGCAGGUUAUUCUGGUAAUGAGGCUGUAUAUGCAGUGUCAUUAUACAUGUAUCCAGUUGCAGAAGAUUUACUAUGUCUUUCAUGUCCAGUGAUGCUUUGUUGUGUUAGUGGAUUAGUAAGAAAAAAACUUUUUAAAUUUUAUUUUUGUGAAAAAGUAGAACAAAAAUUUUCUUCAAUCUCAAAAGUAUCAACAAUAAAAUUUGCUGUUCAACGACAAACAAAAAUGCAGUAA
Messenger RNA from Strongyloides ratti, 954 nucleotides. RefSeq names its product 7TM GPCR, serpentine receptor class g (Srg) family and 7TM GPCR, serpentine receptor class v (Srv) family-containing protein. Gene Ontology annotation, cellular component: membrane. Lineage: Eukaryota; Metazoa; Nematoda; Chromadorea; Rhabditida; Strongyloididae. Gene Ontology annotation, molecular function: transmembrane signaling receptor activity. The record is from RefSeq and is a predicted model, not a curated record. The transcript has a single exon. Bases 1 to 954 code for a protein of 317 amino acids. Gene Ontology annotation, biological process: sensory perception of chemical stimulus.